AAUUACAUAACAUGAGAAGAUUUUCUUUCGUUAUCGAUUGGGCCUUGUUCAGGUCCAGUUGAGACCCGGUAGAAAACGAAGCGGAUCCGAACUCAAUGAGGAAAACCGAAGCAAAUAUCUGUAUAUCACAUUGAAACAGAACUCUAGAAGCAACUUGGAAGAAAGGGAUCGCCGGCGGCACCCUCCGAAGACGGAGAUACACCCACUCACAACCACUUUCCCGGAAAAUAACCACCGACCACAAUUUCUUGGAAUUUAUUUUGCGGUGAAUUCACUUUCUGCCUUUAAUUUUUUCAUCCCCUCGCGUGCGGAUUUUGUUUUCCCCUUCCGCCGAUAGGGUUUUGAUGAUUUUAAUUUUGUUGAUUUGGAAGGAUGUGGAAACUUAAAAUGCGACUGCUUUUUGAUUUUUUUUAAAUUGUUGAUGCUGACCUACGACCUGCAGUUUUGGUGCCUUUGUUGUUCGGAUUUUCAGGUGAGGGAGCUCGUCUCGUGUGUCGUUUAGGGCUAGAAAUGGGGUUUAAGUGGGUGCACUGAUGUCAUUGUUCUUGCUUGAGAUUCGUCAACUUGCAGAAAUCGAGGCAAUGGCUGCAUCUAAGAAACUGAUAACAAGAGAAGAGUGGGAGAAGAAGCUUAGUGAUGUGAAGAUUAGAAAAGAAGACAUGAAUAAAUUGGUAAUGAAUUUCCUUGUCACCGAAGGCUAUGUUGAAGCUGCUGAGAAAUUUCGAAUGGAGUCUGGAACUGAACCAGACAUAGAUCUUGCAACAAUAACAGAUCGCAUGGCUGUUAAGAAAGCAGUACAAAGUGGUAAUGUUGAGGAUGCAAUUGAAAAAGUGAAUGACUUAAAUCCGGAGAUACUGGACACAAAUCCCCAAUUAUUUUUCCAUCUUCAACAGCAACGAUUGAUAGAACUCAUCCGGAAUGGAAAAGUAGAAGAAGCUCUAGAGUUUGCCCAAGAGGAGCUUGCACCAAGGGGAGAGGAAAAUCAAAGUUUUUUGGAAGAGUUGGAGAGGACUGUUGCACUUCUUGCCUUUGAAGAUGUUUCUAACUGUCCUGUUGGAGAGCUGCUUGACAUAUCACAGCGUUUAAAGACAGCAAGUGAGGUGAAUGCAGCCAUACUUACUAGCCAGAGCCAUGAAAAAGACCCAAAACUUCCAAGCCUGUUGAAGAUGCUGCUAUGCGCCCAAAACCAGCUGGAUGAGAAAGCUGCUUAUCCUCGUGUCAAUGAUCUAUCCACCGCUACAUUAGAAGAUCCUGCUGUUUGAAUACUUGUAACGUUUUAAUUUCAGUUCGGGGAUUUUAGGUGCUAGAUGAAGAUAUUGCAGUGAUUAGCAUUAAAAAUUGUGUAUGUACUUUAAUCGAAAGAUAUUUGUUGAAAUUGAUAUCCAUUUCCUCGUAGAUAGCUCUUCCGUUGGUUUUAUACUCAUGUACAAAAAGAUUUGUGAAUACAGUCACCAAUUCUUUUCUUA
This is a messenger RNA of Glycine soja, 1466 nucleotides long. Its product is annotated as protein GID8 homolog. Gene Ontology annotation, molecular function: protein binding. The transcript has 6 exons. Gene Ontology annotation, biological process: proteasome-mediated ubiquitin-dependent protein catabolic process. Gene Ontology annotation, cellular component: cytoplasm; nucleus. NCBI's taxonomy places the organism in Eukaryota, Viridiplantae, Streptophyta, Magnoliopsida, Fabales, Fabaceae. Bases 534 to 1262 code for a protein of 242 amino acids. The record is from RefSeq and is a predicted model, not a curated record.